Messenger RNA from Sclerotinia sclerotiorum 1980 UF-70, 1857 nucleotides. RefSeq lists its product with no specific name. NCBI's taxonomy places the organism in Eukaryota, Fungi, Ascomycota, Leotiomycetes, Helotiales, Sclerotiniaceae. The coding region runs from base 1 to 1857 and encodes 618 amino acids. The transcript has a single exon. The record is from RefSeq and is a predicted model, not a curated record.
AUGUCACUUGAUUUAGGAAUCGGUCAGGUCAUAACCUUGACGCAGUUAUCUUGGGACACUCUUCAAAACUCAAUAAAGGCAGGCGAUGCCUAUUCACAUCUUACCAAAGAAUUAGGAAAUCUAUACACUGUAUUGGAAAGCUUACAAGAUCGUGCCGACUACCGAGCAUCACUUUUAAAUCAAGAGAACGAUGGAGUGUUAGUACGACUACAUGGUGUCCUCGACGAAUGUUAUGAUAUGCUCGAAGAUGUCGAUAGGUCUUUAUCCAAGUAUAAUGGCUUGUCCGAGGAUAGGAACAGAGUUAAGAGGCUGGGGCUGAAGAUCAUGUUUGGCAACACUACAAUGAAAGAUAUGCCAGAAAUCAGGCAAAGGGUAGCAUCGUAUGCAUCAAGCAUUCAACUGUAUCUUAGUAUGCUACUGGUGAACUCGCUAGGAAAGGUUGAAGAAAGUACGAGAAAUCAUAUUCUGGAGACGAAAGGGCUCCGAAAGGAGUUCCGCUCGUUUGCGGAUUCACAGAGGCAGAAUAGAGUUAGGGAAGAAUCGAACAGAUUCAGAGAUGAUGUAACAGUGCUCACGACUCAUCCUAAUGAUGACAAGGCUGUUUGGAGAGAUUUUCGAAGGAAAGCAAUCAAGAAUGGCUACUCGAGUGCUUUUCUGGAUGAACAUAUGCCAGAUCUCCUCGAGUAUAUGGAGAAAUAUGGCCAGGAAGGUGCAUCAGGUACUCCAAAACUCCAGAAUGAUAAAACCCAGGGACGACAGCGAUUGGCCCUUCCUUCAACAGGCCAAAUGCACAGGACCACGAGCACACCAAGAUUCCCCAACUAUGGCUACGAUGCUGAUUUAGAAAGCUGCGCGCCUCAUCCCAGAAGACCCAAAUCCUCCAGAGAGCUGAAAAAUAUGGCUGAUGAUGAGAUGAAGUCUGCCACGCGCUUUGGUAAUUCCCGUAGAAACGAAUCACCACCAAAGGAAGCAAACUUUGGAGAUGUCAAUGACUGGCUUUUCGAGUGUCAACGAGCGACAGGACGUAACUCCUCAAAUAAAACACCAGAUAACUUCGCAUACAAACCAAAUACUUCCAAGACUUCGAAAGAGCAGGAAAGAACCUAUAUCUUGGCAAAAGAAAGGCACAGAGAACCCCCAAUUCCUGAGUAUGACGAGGAUGACGAGGCUGAAGAGUACGACAAGGAAGAGUAUCCUCGGACAGACUUACCCAAACGGAGGGAAACCAAGGGUGCUAUACUCAGCACAAAAGAGAAACAAACAAAUUCCCCACUACCCGAGUACGACGAGGCCGAUGAGUACGAUAAGCACCAAUCUCACAAAACGGAUAGAUCCAAACGAAGGAGAGCCAACGCCAAGAAGCCCCACCUACCUCAGCGAGCAAGAGAAGUCACAUAUCCCACAACUCGAACUUCCGGCCGAGGAAAUCAUUCCGACUCUGUCCAUGAUCAAAACUACACUCUUCAGUCUGAAAGCCCACGUCUGAAUAACAAGCGUAGUGAUCCUCGCUUCACAUUUGGUAACAGCACUCAUAGCAGGCCCAGAAGUCAAAGAUUGAGAGAUGAUCAGAGUAUGUACUCUGAGAAUUCAGAUCAGUUUUCAUUAUCUGAAGAAUCAAGUGAUGAGACCUCGGUGUACGACUCAGAAGAAGAACAAGAGCAUGUCAAAGCUUUAAAGCCGUUGAAAUUCAAUCAAUUUUCACCACCUGAAGAAUAUGGUGAUGUGAUAUCAUUAUACGACUCGGAUGAGGAGCGCGAGCGUGCCAAAGCUUCGAGGCUCAUGAUGAAACAGCACACCAAAUCUAUAUUUGGCAUUUUUAAGCCUAGAAGAAACCCUCAUAAUUCCUACAACAUUUGA